Erinaceus europaeus (western European hedgehog) is the source of this 2076-nucleotide messenger RNA. RefSeq names its product keratin, type II cytoskeletal 3-like. The transcript is spliced from 9 exons. Bases 34 to 2034 code for a protein of 666 amino acids. Gene Ontology annotation, cellular component: keratin filament. Gene Ontology annotation, biological process: intermediate filament organization; keratinization. Gene Ontology annotation, molecular function: structural constituent of skin epidermis. The record is from RefSeq and is a predicted model, not a curated record. Lineage: Eukaryota; Metazoa; Chordata; Mammalia; Eulipotyphla; Erinaceidae.
CCACACUUGCUUUGGAAUACUUUGCUGUCCGCCAUGAGUCGCCAGGCCAGCUACAGCCAGCAGUCCUGCCAGUCUUCCAGUGGAGGCCGCCGCCAGGGCUUCAGUGGCCGCUCAGCAGUGGUGUCCGGCCAGAGUCGGAUCAGCUCCACCAAGACCUCCUCAUCCUCCCGCUCAGGCGGCGGUGGCAGUGGGGGCAAUUUCGCUUGUGCCAUGAUGGGUGGAGGUCUAAGCAGCCAGAGUCUCCACAACCUCGGAGGCAAUAAGAAGAUCUCCAUCAGUGUGGCUGGAGGCAGCUCCCGUGCUGGUGGCUUUGGAAGAGGAAUGGGUGGGGGCUUCUGUGGUAGAGCUGGGGGCUUUGGCGGAGGGUCUGGAGGCUUUGGCGGAGGAGCCAGAGGCUUCGGUGGAGGAGCUGGUGGCUUUGGUGGAGCCAGGGGCUUUGGAGGAGGAGCUGGUGGCUUUGGAGGGGGAGCUGGAGGCUUUGGAGGGGGAGCUGGAGGUUUUGGAGGGGGAUCCAGGGGCUUUGGAGGGGGAGCUGGAGGCUUUGGAGGGGGAACUGGAGGCUUUGGUGGCCCAGGUGGCUUCAGUGGCCCAGGUAGAUUUGGUGGCCCUGGUGGCUUUGGUGGCCCUGGUGGCCCAGGUGGCUUCCCUGGGGGAAUCCAGGAAGUGACUGUCAAUGAGAGCCUCCUGCAACCCCUCAGUGUGGAGAUUGACCCCCAGAUUGGGCAAGUGAAGGCCCAGGAGAGGGAGCAGAUCAAGACCCUCAACAACAAGUUUGCCUCCUUCAUUGACAAGGUGCGGUUCCUGGAGCAGCAGAACAAGGUCCUGGAGACCAAGUGGAGCCUCCUGCAGGAGCAGGAAUCUGGUUCCAACACCAACACCAACAACCUGGAGCCAUUCUUUGAGAACUACGUCAGCAGUCUCAGAGAGUUCCUGAACGGGCUGCACAGUGACAAGGACAGGCUGCAGGAUGAGCUGAGGACCAUGGAGGUGAUGGUGGAGGACUUCAAGAAGAAGUAUGAAGAGGAGAUCAACAAGCGCACAGCAGCAGAGAACGACUUUGUGGUCUUGAAGAAGGAUGUGGAUGCUGCCUACAUGACCAAAGUGGAACUGGAGGCCAAAGUGGAGUGUGCGACAGAUGAGAUCAACUUCCUAAAGGCACUCUACGAUGCUGAGCUGUCCCAGAUGCAGUCAGACACCAGCGACACCUCUGUGGUCCUGUCCAUGGACAACAACCGCUGCCUGGACCUGGACAGCAUCAUCGCCGAGGUCAGGGCCCAGUACGAGGACAUCGCCCAGAGGAGCAAGCUGGAGGCUGAGGCCCUGUACCAGACCAAGCUGGGAGAAUUGGAGAACACGGCUGGCAGACAUGGCGAUGACCUGAAGAGCACCAAGAGUGAGAUCUCUGAGCUCAACAGGAUGAUCCAGAGGCUGCGGGCCGAGAUCGAGAAUGUCAAGAAGCAGAAUGCCAACCUGCAGACGUCUGUGGCUGAUGCCGAGCAGCGUGGAGAAAUGGCCCUCAAGGACGCCAACGCCAAGCUCCAGGAGCUCAAGGCUGCCCUGCAGCAGGCCAAGGAAGACCUGGCUCGGCUGCUGAAGGACUACCAGGAGCUCAUGAAUGUCAAACUGGCCCUGGACGUGGAGAUUGCCACCUAUAGGACCCUGCUGGAGGGCGAGGAGUGCAGGAUGUCCGGGGAGUGCCAGAGCUCCGUGAGCAUUGAGAUGGUUCACAACACCAGCUCCAGCUCCAGCGGCGGCGGCGGCCUGAGCGGAGGAGCUGGUGGCCGCGGGGGUCUCGGCAGCGGCGGUGGCCGCAGCUGGGGCACCGGGCGCGGGGGCCCCGGAGGCGGCAGCUCAGUGGUGCGCGGAGGCUCCUCCACCAGCGGGGGCGGCAGCUCGGUGCGCGGGGGCAGCAGCUCGGUGCGCGGGGGUUCCGGGGGCUCCUGCGUGGUCAGCGGAGGCGGCAGCAGCACCUCACAGCAGAGCCAACGGUCCCAAAGCUCCUCUCAGAGCCAGCGGUCCCACCACAAGUUCUGAACCAGGUCUCCUGCCAUCCUCCCCACUCCGCCCCCGCCCCCC